Messenger RNA from [Torrubiella] hemipterigena, 3161 nucleotides. Lineage: Eukaryota; Fungi; Ascomycota; Sordariomycetes; Hypocreales; Clavicipitaceae. The record is from the annotation of a GenBank genome assembly.
GCGCAGUAUCCCUCAAAACCGUACGAAUUUGUUGUUGACGACAUCACGAAACAUCGCAACGCAUCUUUCCCUUUUACACUAUUCUACGUACCAAGCUUUCUACUCCACAACCUUACGCCCACUUCCAUCUGGAUCGCAUCGGAAACACCACACCUACACCGCUGAGCUGCAUUCCAACCGAGUCUCAGUUGACAAGGCCAUUGUUCAGCUUGGCCACCAACAUUCCAGGCGCAUCGAUCCUCGGACUAUCUGCCUGAAUUUGCAUCCGCUAAAUUGGUGGCCGGAGAGAACGCUUUAAAAGACGGACGGUAGAGCGGCGUAUUUCGAGCGAUAGCGUCCACGAAUACGCUUCAACAUCCGAUAACAGAAAGCAGUAGAAACAUCUUCUACUUGUCGCCGCCGCUAUGGCGCCGGCACCCGAAGAGCUCUCCGCGCCGGGGGCUGCGGUGUACAGCUCCGAUACAAUGGUUGUCGGGGACGGGACAUGGUCCUUUUCCAAAAACACAUUUCUGAUGCCAAACUUGGUGUCACCAAACUUUGAGACGAUGCAAUAUAAUGGCAUGGGAAACAGAUUCUCGACAUUGGUACAAUAUCACGGUCUUAUCAAGGCACACGCCAUCAUGGGAACCAUGAUCUUCUUAUUCAUCAUUCCAUUCUCGGUCAUGAUUGUCCGAUUCUACUCGCUGCAUCCGGGAUAUGCGGUAGUUUACCACGCCCAACUGCAGGUCUUUGCUGCUCUUAUGCUUUUGGUCGUCUUUAUCCUAGGCUUUUUUGCCGUUGGACCGGAGCGCAACCUGACAAAUCCUCACCAUGGUAUCGGUGUGGCCAUCUUUGUGCUAUUUGUGCUACAGAUUGUUGGCGGUAGACUAGUCCGACAUAUUACGAAGUCUCGAUCGCUGCGCAUCAUGAUCCACCAGUGGUCUGGCCGCGCCAUUGCAUUACUCGGCAUCGUCCAGGUUCCUCUUGGCCUGACACUCUACGGCUCGCCAAAAUACUGCUUCAUCCUAUACGCCCUGUGGAUGAGCUUUCUUGUCUUAGUCUACUUUAUCCUCAGCUAUCGCCAAGCUGGACACCGCGAGCGAAUCAUGAUGUCAGGUGGCCGCUCCGAGGCGGGGCAUAGCCGUCUUACAGAGUCCGAGUACAUGUCAGACCACCAGGAAAAGAAGCAUGGAGGUAUCUGGAAGUGGCUGGGUCCUAUUGCGGCUAUUGCAGGCAUUUGGGCUUUGAUGAGAAAGAGAAAGGAGCACAAGCAAGAACGCGAGGACCAAAGCUACUACGAUGGAUCCUCCCGACGCCACGAUGCCCAAGAUGGGUAUUCACGCAGAGACUCCUACUCUUACUAUGACGAAAAGGAAUCCAACGUUCAACAAAAGAAGGGUGGUGGCGGGUUCUUCAAGAUUUUGGGCGGUGCUGCAGCAGCUAUUGGUGCUGGCAAGCUGGCAUCUAACUUGAUGAACCGCGGUAACAACAAGCAACGAGAAGACGAGUAUUCUGCCGUGUCUACAGACACUCCACGACGCCAUCGUCCUGGUAGAAGCGAAAUCAGCAGCGACUACUACUCAGACGACUAUGGUCGAGACCGGACCGAGCUGACGAGAGACUCGCGCACAACUGGGCCAACAGCUCCUGGAGCGUCCUAUAGAAACGACUCGCGCCGCGACUUUAUGGAAUCGGACUACUCGUCGUACGCAGGCCAAUCGCGGCGCGAUGACGGAAAGUCUGGCGCCAUGGGUAAGGGACUGCUGGCAGGUCUCGGAAUGGGCUGGCUGGCCACUAAGUUUGGCAAGGGCAAAGCGAGAAGAGAGGAGGACCGCCUUCGUGAGGAAGAAGAGAUGCGGGCUGGUAACCAAGGGCCGAGAUAUACAGGAGAUGGACACCCAUCGCCGACUCGGAGAGACUCCCGCCGGCCGCCGCCAAAGCGCACAAUGGGCUACCCUGGCGAAUCUGCGCUGUCGUCAGACUUUUCAGAGUCUACUUUUGACGCACGCACAGCAGAUACCCGCCCUCAACCGAGCUCAUAUGGCGGCGGCUCUACAGUCCCUAUCCCAACACCAGUAACUCCUACACACGGCCGAACUGGAUCAAGAAGAGAUACUGUGGCAAUGCCUCCCAUGCCUUCUGACCCGCAUGGGCUCUUCCACUCAGAACUGGACAGCUCGGCCAUCUCUGACGCACGACCCCAAAGACGUGCCUCUUCACGAAGACGUGCUGCAGGGGACAAGGCAGCAGCAGCAGCAGCAGCUCGAGCUAGUAGUUUGGCCGCUGAUGAGGAAAAGACAUACCGAUCUGAGCGUGAGCGCUAUGGCUCGCCUAGCAGUCAGCCAGUUAGCGUCAAACUCAAGGUUCAUGACGACAGGGAUCGCAACGUUACGCUGCGAAGGCUAACAGAGGAAGAGGCCAUGGCUGCCCGACGACGACGAGAUUCAGAAAGCAGCCUGUCAGGACUAGAUUCGCCGAGCCAAGGGCGCGGAUACCGUCGCGCUUCCGAACAGCGCAGGGCUGAGAUGGCGGCAGAGCAACGGGUUGAUCCCGACAGACUACCACCGCUGUCACCGCCAAACCCUGCGUUUGCAAGAGGCAAGCGAGCCAAAGACUCUGCCUACUACUCUGGCCAACCGAGCCAGCCUGGUCCGACUAGCUCUGCUCAAGGCUCGAUGCCUGGUUCUAUGCCUGGCGCAGACCAAACGGUGUCGAGCUUGGGAACACACGAGAGCCACGGAACUUGGAGUGGAAUGAGCGCAUCUCCCAGCGGCCCUGAUAAGGGCAACGAAUCAUUGGCGGCAGACAAUCGCCGUCGACGAAGACAGGAGCGACGACGAGCCGCAAGCAGCAGUCGACCAACGACGGCAGCAGAUAUGUUUGAUUAGAUGGUGAGGAAAAUGAGUUGACGCAGUCAAGGAACAGUGUAUAUGUUUUUGAAAUGUUUUUUUUUCCUUUUUGGGAAUUGUAUCUUGCGCUUGUUAAAAGACUAGAAUGGGAAACAGGAUGGUUUGAUGGCGUUGGAUGUAUGUAACUGUGAGAGCGCCACGCGGCCAGGCGAGCAAAUGUCUUGUUGUAUAUAGUGCAGGCCUUUAGUGAUUUUAUGAGUGAAAGAAUUGACGUGUUAUUUUGUGUGAAUUUUAUGAUGUCCUUGGAUUUAAUUGUUUGCUUUCUGAUUGGGG